Molecule: messenger RNA, 1972 nt
Organism: Varanus komodoensis (Komodo dragon)
Lineage: Eukaryota; Metazoa; Chordata; Lepidosauria; Squamata; Varanidae
Product: albumin-like
Exons: 15
Coding region: 45-1871 (608 amino acids)
Biological process (GO): transport
Cellular component (GO): blood microparticle; cytoplasm
Source: RefSeq, a predicted model, not a curated record
CUCUUCCUACCCUGCAUACUCAAGCCCCUAACCAAUUUGGAACCAUGAAGUGGGUAACAGUCAUCUCUUGCCUUUUCUUGCUAAGCUUUGCUGAAUCAAGGGGAUUGCCCAGAAGAGCUCGGGAUGUAGAAAUUAAAACCAUCAAACAGGCCUAUGCACUGACAGGUGAAGAUUUCUUUGAUGCUCUCUUAAUCCUGAAUGCCCAGGAGCUGCGGAAAGCCACAUAUGAAGAAGUAAAGGAACUGGCAGAAAAAGGUGUCGAGCUUGCAAAGAAAUGUACUGCUGAUGAAAGUUCAGACAAUCAAUGUUCAGAAUCUCUGUCUCUCAUAUUCGGUCAUUUAAUGUGUCACGAUAACGCUCUGAUUGAGAAAUAUGGAUACACUGCAUGCUGUGCUAAAGAGGGUGCAGAGGAAGAAGAAUGUUUUCACGCCCUUAAAAAUGAAGCAGUUAUUCCAGUCUACCAACAUCCACCUGCAGAGGAAGCCUGCAAACAGUAUCAUGACAACAAGGUAGAAGAAAAGCACCACUUUGAGUAUGAGGUUGCCAGAAGGAAUCCUUCUGCAAACGUUGCCGCAAUCCAUGCUGCAGCUGAUAGGCACGAGCAUGCUUUGGAAGAAUGCUGCAAGGCUGAGGACAAGGAUGCCUGCAUCCACGAAAAGGCACCAGCGAACAAAAUUCUACUGAAACGAGAUAUUGCUGCUCAGCAAGUGGCUUGUCACAUCCUGAAGCACUCAAAAGAUGAGAUGCAUACUUUGAAACUUGCCAAUCUGGCCCAGAAGUUCCCCAAGGCUACAGCUCAUGAUCUUGAAGAACUGGCUAAGGAUAUUGUGCAUGCUCACGAAGAGUGCUGCAAAGGCCAUGAAGUGGAGUGUUUGCUUGCUAGGGGAGAUAUGAUAGCCCAUGUCUGUGACCACCAAGAAAAAUAUUCUACUAAAGUGCAUGACUGCUGUGAAAAACCCUGGCUGGAUCGAGCGGAUUGCCUUAUCAAUGUAGAAAAUGAUGAGAAGCCUGCAGAUUUGUCUGCAACAGUCCCGGAGUUCUUAGACAAAAGUGCAUGCCAGAAACAUGCUGAGAAUAAGCAAGACCAUCAGGAUAGCUUUACAUAUGAGUAUGCAAGACGGCACCCAGAGUUUUCAAUCCAGCUAUUAGGGAGACUUACUGACGGUUAUGAAGACUUGCUGGUUAGGUGCUGUGCAAUGGAGCAUCCUGAGACAUGCCUUCCUGAAGGGGAAGAGAUGCUCAAAAAGCAUGUUGCUGAAACCCUAGAAGUGGUAAAGAAGAACUGUGAUGCCCAUUCGAAAUUAGGAGACUACUUCUUCCACAAUGAGCUCCUUACAUCUUACACCAAGAAAGCACCCCAGCUAGAAGGUGAGGAACUGCUGAAGUACACAAAGGGCUUUGUUGGUGUUGCUAACAGAUGCUGCAACCUGGAUGAAGGUCACAAACUGAAAUGUGCAGAGGAAAACACGGGCUUAGUGCUAGGAAGUAUAUGUGCGCGGCACGAUGACCACAACAUAAACAAACAAGUCUGCAAGUGCUGCAGUGGCCACUAUGAUGAUCUCCGGGAAUGCUUUGGUGGCUUGGGAGUAGAUCCAGAAUACCAUGCUCCUGCCUUCAAUGCUGAUCUGUUCCACUUAGAUGAAGGCAUAUGCACAGAUGCUCCAGAAGAAGCACAAAGAAAAAAGCAAACCUUGCUCAUCAACAUGAUUAAGACUAAGCCUGACAUCACAGAGGAACAGCUUGUGAGUGCGAUCGUAGACUUCCAGGGCCUGGUGACAAACUGCUGUGAGGCAGAGAACCACAAAGUUUGUUUUGACACUGAGUUUCCGAAACUAAUCGUAAAGCUUCGUGCAGAUCUUGGAGUGCUCUAAAUAUCUCAGAGGUGGAAGAAUGCUGGAGAUAAAGUUCAAAUAUGCUCAAGCGCCCUUCUUUACUUGCUUGCUUGCUUGUUACAUGUCAAUUUCCUGACUCA